Molecule: messenger RNA, 1840 nt
Organism: Acyrthosiphon pisum (pea aphid)
Lineage: Eukaryota; Metazoa; Arthropoda; Insecta; Hemiptera; Aphididae
Gene: Su(var)3-9
Product: Suppressor of variegation 3-9
Cellular component (GO): nucleus
Molecular function (GO): zinc ion binding; protein binding; histone H3K9 methyltransferase activity
Source: RefSeq, marked provisional
AGUUGUAGGCCUAUCGCCUGUGCCCUCCGUACCUGUGUGUGGCGCUUUUCGUUAUCGCCAGUCCAGCCGUUAUUGCACGCCGUUCGCGCUCGUUGGCCGCCGCUUCACCCCGCAACCCCUCCCGACGCGUUCCUUCAGUACCACCGUCCGCCUGUCCAGCACCGCGCCCGCGCGUUUCACGACACUCAUUCGUUCGGCGGUUCCCGCGCUAACCGAUACGGUACGUGUUCCGUACAGCCACAGCGAUCGAGUAUUGGAGUCCGUCUGCCGCCAAAUAUUUACUCGAUCCAACCGAUCCGUUAACCGCCGUCGUUUCCGGCAAUUGGUUAUUGAUUUCAUUCGUAGUUCGCCUUGAUUCCGUGCUCCGGGCCACUACAAUGCAUAAAGGAGUGGCUGAUAACGAGUAUGAAAUCGAAUCCAUUUUAUUCGAUGAUACAUAUGGGAGCAAAACAAUGUAUCUCGUAAAAUGGAAAAACUACCCCAUGGACCAAUGCACAUGGGAACCAUAUCGAAAUCUGACAAAUUGUGCCCAGGCAUUAAAUGAUUACAGAUCAAAUAAAAUAGUUGCAACUGAAAUCUACCAGACUACACGUUAUAAAGAACUGUAUGACUCGCUAAAUAUUUUUGCAGAUCAGGAACUACUUGAAUUAUUGCACCAUGUAAUUCAGGAUGGAAUGCCUUCUAUAGAUGAAAAAUUUGUUAGGGGUACAAUUGCGUAUUUAUCAACUGUAUCACCCAGUAGUAGGAGUUUGUCUUUAACUAAACUCAUCAGACAUAAUUUAAUGAUAAUUGAAGUUGACAAAAAAAGACAAAAACAACAAGAUAGAUUAAAUAAAUGGCAAAAUGAUAUGGCAGCAGUAUGUGGUUUCAAUAUAAGUGUACUAAACAAUGUUGACUUCGAAGGUCCGCCAAAACGUUUUUAUUAUGUGGAUGAAUGUGUGGCAGGCAAAGGCGUUGUUAUUCCGAAUGACCCUCCAGUUUGGUGUCACUGUGACGUUACCUGCGGAGGAAAAAAACGUAAGAAAACCGAAUGUCAUUUUGGCGAUUUUCAAAUGGCGUAUAAUAAAUUUAAGCGCAUCAUAGUUCCUCAAGGCACUCCUAUUUAUGAAUGUAAUAAAAAAUGUACUUGUGACGCAACAUGUGUAAAUAGAGUGGUUCAACAUGGUCCAAGCAAAAAUUUAAGACUUCAAAUAUUCCGUACUGACAACAAUCGCGGUUGGGGAGUCAAAACAUUGUUAAGUAUAAAACAGGGUACUUAUAUUACCAAAUAUACCGGUGAAGUAAUCACCAGAUCAGAAGCUGAUCAACGGGCCAUCACACAUGGAUCAAAGUCAACAUACUUGUUUGAUCUUGACUACAAUACUGAGAAAAAUGAUAGUGUUUAUUCUAUUGAUGCUACUACAUAUGGUAAUGUAUCACAUUUUAUAAAUCAUUCGUGCGAUUCUAAUCUGGCCAUAUUUGCUGUAUGGAUUGAUUGCUUGGAUACUAAUAUACCAACGCUGGCAUUAUUCGCCUCUAGAGAUAUUAGUGCAGGUGAAGAGAUUACAUUCAAUUAUAUGACUUCUGUCAACAAUGAAAAUCGGAGAAUUAAAUGUAAAUGUUUAUCUGAUAAUUGCCGUGGUUACCUGUGUUAGUAUAAAUAAUUUUAUAUUCAUGCCAUCUAUCACAUUUAGAAUUUUAAUUGACUAUUUGAUACUUUUUUUAUUAUUAUUUAUUCUCAGAUAGCAUUCCUCGUUAUAAAAGAAGUUUAAGUUGAAAUUAAUUUUGUACAGUGUUUGGCUAAAAAAAAAGGGUAAUUUAGAUGUAUAUAAUGUAAAUUUUACUGAUUAAAAUGAAAAGA